Caretta caretta (loggerhead turtle) is the source of this 1696-nucleotide messenger RNA. RefSeq names its product patatin like domain 1, omega-hydroxyceramide transacylase (gene PNPLA1). Gene Ontology annotation, molecular function: triacylglycerol lipase activity. The record is from RefSeq and is a predicted model, not a curated record. Gene Ontology annotation, cellular component: membrane; cytoplasm; lipid droplet. Lineage: Eukaryota; Metazoa; Chordata; Testudines; Cheloniidae. Gene Ontology annotation, biological process: triglyceride catabolic process; lipid homeostasis.
GACAGGAUUGAGGAAGAAUCCAAUUUAGAAAAACACUCUCGAGGAAGAGCGGAGAAAAGCAAAAAAGAGGAAAAUUUGAAAGAGAUGCUCAGAAAAAGCCAAGCUAGGGCCAUGAGAUGCAGGAGACUUCACAUGCUCUAAAAGGAUGCGGGCUGUGGGAAGACUCAUGAAUUAUUGUUUUAAAAGGAGCUCCUUACUUAAGCCAGGAGCGUGAUAGCUAGUAAGAGUCUAAUCUAGCUAGAGCUGCUUUGAUGCGGGGAGAGAGUUUUAUUUUUAGCCAGAGAGGUAAUUAAAGCAGGCAUUGAAUCUGAAAACAUCUUGGGGAUCUGUCACAGAAGGGCAAAAAGUGCAUCUUAGGCAUUCGUGUGAACCGCGAAAGGAGCAGUGAAUGCGUCAGAGAUGAGCAGAAAGAGAGCGGGCUCGGAGUUCAUUUAGUAACAGCAAAACCCAACAUCCAAGUUACGGAGCUCCUGUCAACUAACAAAACCACGUCUCUGCAGACUGAGCAGCUGGGAUGGCUGAAGAAGGCCGAAGUGGCACCAGCCCCCCUUUCUCUCUUUCUUUUUCAGGCAGUGGUUUUCUUGCACUUUACCAGAUAGGGGUGGUCCAAUCGCUCUUGGAAUUGGCACCUGAAAUACUCAAAUCAGCAUCCAAAGUUUAUGGAGCAUCAGCUGGGUCACUUAUCGCUGCAGCAGUGGUGUGUGAAUCUAGCCUAGAGGACCUAAAAGAAUCUUUCCAUGAAGUGGUGAGAGAUGCCAGGAAAACAAUUCUCGGCCCUCUGUCUCCCGGGUGCAACACGCUCCGCACCAUACAGAAGGGAUUGUACAAGAUGUUGCCAGAGAACUCUCACCAGGUGGCUUCGGGAAGGCUGCAUAUUUCCCUCACCCGGGUGAUGGAUGGACAGAAUGUCAUGGUUUCCGAGUUCAGUUCGAAGGAGGACCUGAUUCAGGCACUGAUCUGCAGCUGCUUUGUUCCUAUCUAUUGCGGAUUCAUCCCUCCCUCCUUCCGAGGUGUGCGCUACGUCGAUGGAGGUUUCACUAACCUGCAGCCGUGUUCUGACCUGGAGACUGUGAUUACGGUGUCCCCAUUCACGGGCGAGCUCGACAUCUGUCCCCGGGACUGCCCGGCUAUCUUCUACUCUUUUCAGAUCCUUAACAGCAGCAUUCAGAUCUCAAUGGAAAACCUGUGCCGGUUUAGCUAUGCUCUCUUUCCACCCAGCUACCUGGUCCUGAAUGAGUUUUUUUCUCGAGGGUAUCAGGAUGCUGUCCUUUUCUUACACAGGAACAAUGCCUCUGGUAUCAAUUAUCCCGCCAACACGGUGAACUUCCAGUUUGCCAGUUUGCUCAGUAAAAAUGACUUGUCUCGAGCCAGUGAGGAGUCGUCAUGCCAGAACCCAGACGCAGUGGGGCUGGAAUCCAAUGGGCCAGCUCCCAGGGACCCACCCCCCAAGCAGGCUCCUGCUGUGAGCGGGACACUCAAUGGAACAGACCAGAAAAUACUGCAGCAGCUGCCCCCCCGCCAACACAAAGGUAGAGAAGUCUGAUUUCUUUCCUCCUGCUGGGUUUUCUCCAGCUGAGUAACGGUUUGCCUGGGAUCUGUGGGGUGGUGCUGCAGGAAGGGAAGGGAUGUGGGUUUGCUUUGUAUUGGAUGGGAGGGAUGGGAAGGGAUUCCAGUUCAGUGAGGGGAAGGCCUUUGA